AUGGCGCUCAAACCAGAUAUCGUAGUCGGUGUGGACUUUGGCAUGACCGGUACUGGGGUCGCAUACUCAGUCGCACCAGAAUGGGCACGUCCAGAAGUCAUCCAGAGCUGGCCAGGAAAUACAAGAGGCGCUGUUGCCGACAAAGUUGACUCAAAGAUCUCAUAUGAUCUUACAUCAGGACAAGUAUCUGCCUGGGGAUUUUUCACAGAUUUCACCAUACGCCACCACAAAUACACCGAACUUUUCAAACUUUAUCUCGACCCAGAAUUCAACGCGUCCCAAAGAGAUGCUCCUAGUCUUGAAGAAGCGCGGAAAUGGUUCAGAGAUUUCCUUAGUUGCUUGUACAAGGAAGUGAUGAAGCACCUACGCGAAACAAUUCCGAGGCUCCAAUCACGAAAGAUCGAGUUUUGCUUCAGUGUCCCCACGACGUGGAAAGAUCCCGCCAUGGUCGCAGAGCAUGAGUUGCUCAUCAAACAGGCCGGGUUUGGGAGUGAACUAAACCACAUUGCCCGAAUUACCCUGACUGAGGCAGAAGCAGCGGCUGUAUACGCCUCGAAGCACCAAUACCAAAAAGGAGACGUUUUUCUUAUCUGUGACGCCGGAGGUGGAACAACCGAUGUCAAUGUCCUAAAAGUCGCAGCUCAAGACGACGGACAAACGGAACUCGAGCCCCUUUCCUGGGUAGAGGGACAGCCUAUCGGUUCAACUUUGAUUGACUUCAAGGUUGAAAUUCUCAUGAGAGAACGUCUAAAACGCAUCCGUCAUAAGCUUCCCGACGAUCCAGAUAAUAUCGCUCGUAACACCAUGCGAGAGAGCUCACGUUUUGAAACUUUCAAACGCAACUACGGGAGUGAAUCUUUCAGUCAACUCUAUUUGACACUUCCAAUCUCUCGCCUUCCUCCCGGCUUUAAUGAUGCUGAUGCUCAUAUAGAAGAUUCGAUGAUGGUAGUCUCAAAAGAGGACUUGAGAGAGAUUUUUGAUCAACAAGUCUCAAGGAUUGUGCGCCUCCUCGAGGAACAACUGGCGACACUGCAGCAGAGCCAUCCAACGGAGUCGAUAAAUUAUUUGGUUCUAUCGGGCGGGCUCGGGAGCUCACCAUACCUCUACCAAAGACUGAAGCUACAAUUCGAAAAUGGCGCCUGUGGAUCCAUCAACACGCAGAACUUGGCGAUUUUGAAAGCCGACAAGCCUCAGCUUGCUGUCGUUCGAGGACUUGUGAUGGAUAGAGUGCAAGAAAUUACCUCGGACCGAAACAUAUAUGUGGAAAGGUGCUGUCGCAAUUCCUACGGCGUGAUUGCGCGUCAUCCAUAUAAUCCCAUAUUCCAUCACGGAGAGCCGGUUUCCGAAGAUCCACGAGAUAAACAAAGAUGGGCCGAGCAGCAGAUAGAUUGGUUUAUCAAACAAGGAGAUAAAGUAUCUGUCAAACAAGGCAUCAAGCAGCACUAUCGACUCAAAUUGGACCCAGGCCGAGAACAAUUGCCUUGGAAGACCCAAAUCGUCAUGUCCCCCCUUCCUGUCCAGAGACUGCCCACAAGCAUGCGGAAAGACGGUGCCAGAACGGUCUGUGCCAUUGAAUCAGUUCUAGAUCCUUGGGAUCUAAAGCUCAAGAACCGUCACUGGUACAACACUAAGCCGAAAUAUUACAGAGCCGAGUUUGACGUUCAGAUGCUCAUUGGGUCCGCAGACCUGAAGUUUCAGGUGAUGGGGAAGAACGGGACCUUGAGCAAGAAGCACGAUGAUAUCAGUGUCCGCUGGACAAACUCCACGAAGCAGCAAGAGCCCACUUGGGAAAGAGAAAGACCGGGGGAUGAUUUUGGACUCUAUCGAUUCUAG
Molecule: messenger RNA, 1833 nt
Organism: Exophiala aquamarina CBS 119918
Lineage: Eukaryota; Fungi; Ascomycota; Eurotiomycetes; Chaetothyriales; Herpotrichiellaceae
Exons: 3
Coding region: 1-1833 (610 amino acids)
Source: RefSeq, a predicted model, not a curated record